AGAAAUACCUUGUUGUUAUAACUUUGUAAUAGCAAUCGAUUAUUAAAAUGGACCUUAUGCAACCCGGAGUGGAUCAGCAGGCUGGUCAGAUGAUUAAAGACGAACUGGCGGAAAAAUGCCAAAAAUUAUUCCAGGCUUUUUUGGAAGAAUUCCAGAAUAGUGAUGGAGAGGUAAAAUACCUGCGGGACGCAGAGGAGUUGAUCCGACCCGAGAGGAACACACUCGUGGUCAGUUUUACCGACCUGGAGGGAUUUAAUCAAGAAUUGGCAACCGCCGUCCAGGAGGAAUUCUACAGAUUUUACCCCUACCUGUGCCGUGCUGUGCGUAACUUUGCUAGGGAUCAUGGGAAAAUCCCCUCCUCCAAGGAAUUCUAUGUUGCUUUCCAGGAUCUGCCAGCCAGACACAAGAUCCGUGAGUUGACCACGGUGAAGGUCGGCUCAUUGGUGCGGAUCAGUGGUCAGGUUGUCCGUACUCACCCUGUUCACCCUGAGCUGGUGAGCGGGACGUUCCUGUGUCUGGACUGUCAGGGAGUGAUAAAGGAUGUGGAGCAGCAGUUUAAAUACACUCAGCCGAGCAUCUGUCGCAACCCUGUCUGCAACAACCGCAGACGUUUCCUCCUUGAUACAAACAAGUCCAAAUUCAUUGACUUCCAGAAGGUACGUAUCCAGGAAACACAAGCGGAGCUGCCUCGGGGCUCAAUUCCACGUAGUAUGGAGGUGAUUUUGCGGGCGGAGGCUGUGGAGUCAGCACAGGCUGGUGAUAAAUGCGACUUUAUUGGUUCCCUCAUCGUUGUGCCUGAUGUAUCUCAGCUGGCCACGCCAGGUGUGCGCACUGAGACCAGUUCUCGUACAGCUGCGACACAGGGUUAUGAGAACGAGGGUGUGCGUGGACUCAAAGCACUGGGUAUCAGAGAACUCUCCUACAGACUUGCCUUCUUGGCAUGCCACGUAGCCCCAACCAAUCCCAGAUUUGGUGGUAAGGAGAUCCGGGACGAGGAGCAGACGGCAGAGAGUAUUAAGAACCAGAUGUCGGUACAGGAAUGGGAGAAGGUAUUCGAGAUGAGCCAAGAUAAGAACCUCUACCACAACCUCUGCACCAGCCUCUUUCCUACCAUUCAUGGCAAUGAUGAGGUCAAGCGGGGAAUACUGCUCAUGCUGUUUGGAGGUGUUCCUAAAACCACCAUGGAGGGCACGUCUCUGAGAGGAGACAUCAACGUCUGUGUCGUAGGAGACCCCAGCACAGCCAAGAGCCAGUUCCUCAAGCACGUUGAGGAGUUCAGUCCACGGGCGGUGUACACCAGCGGUAAAGCCUCCAGUGCGGCUGGUCUCACAGCUGCUGUGGUGAGAGACGAGGAAUCGCACGAGUUUGUCAUUGAGGCUGGAGCGCUGAUGCUGGCUGACAAUGGUGUUUGCUGCAUUGAUGAGUUUGAUAAGAUGGAAACGAGAGACCAGGUUGCCAUCCACGAGGCUAUGGAACAACAGACAAUCUCCAUCACCAAAGCAGGUGUCAAGGCCACUCUGAAUGCUCGCACAUCCAUCUUGGCUGCGGCGAACCCAGUAGGUGGACGCUACGACCGCUCCAAAUCACUCAAACAGAAUGUCAACCUGUCUGCACCCAUCAUGUCCCGUUUCGAUCUCUUCUUCAUCCUGGUGGAUGACUGUAAUGAGGUCACUGAUUAUGCCAUUGCCAGGCGUAUAGUGGACCUCCAUUCCAGGAUUGAGAGUUCUGUUGACCGCAUGUACAGUCUGGAUGAGAUUCGCAGAUAUUUGCUCUUUGCCCGCCAGUUCAAACCAAAGAUCUCAAAGGAGUCUGAGGAAUUCAUUGUGGAGCAAUACAAGCAUUUGAGACAGAGGGACGGCUCUGGAAUCACUAAAUCGGCCUGGAGGAUCACAGUCCGCCAGUUGGAAAGCUUGAUUCGUCUCUCUGAGAGCAUGGCCAGGAUGCACUGCUGCGAUGAGGUUCAGCCAAAGCAUGUCAAGGAGGCUUUCAGGCUUCUGAACAAGUCUAUUAUUCGGGUCGAGACUCCUGACAUAAACCUGGAUCAGGAGGAAGAGGAGGCCAUGGAGGGGGAAGGCAACAAUCCCAUGAAUGGACAUGAUGUACCAAACGGUGUGAUCGGAGCUGUGAAUGGAGAAGUAAAUGGUCAUGAGCACACAAACGGUAUUAACAGUCAUGAGGUCAAUGGAGAAAGUGCUAAACCAUCGAUGCGUCUGUCGUUUGCGGAGUACAAACGGAUUUCUAACUUGUUGGUGCUACACCUGCGCCGUUCAGAGGAAGCUGAGGAUGAGGCUGCACUUACAAAAAGUGCAGUAGUGAAUUGGUACCUGAAGGAAAUCGAAUCAGAGAUUGAUUCAGAAAUGGAACUCAUCAAUAAGAAGACAAUUAUAGAGAAAGUUAUCCACAGACUGGUUCACUAUGAUUAUAUUCUGAUUGAGCUGACACAGUCUGGGCUGAAAGGUUCUGUUGAGUCCAGUGGAACAGAAACCCAGGAGGAAGAUGUUACUCUUGUGGUCAACCCAAAUUACACGUUUGAUGACUAGACCAUAUUUUGAUGCUACAUUCUCUGCUGUACAAACAGUGUACAUCUGUUUAUUACAUUCAAGAUAAGGAUGUUUAAUGGGAUGGUGUUUUGUCAAUUAAGCAGCCCUCUUCAGUCACUUCUCUGUAAAUAAUUUCUUUGCUGAUUAUUGCCUUUUUUACUUUUUCUAUGGAGAUUGAUUUUCCUCUAUGUUUGAAUUGUUUCCUAAAGAUGGUUAUAUCCAACUUCAUUUUAAAAAGGAGCUGUGACCUUGAACAAAAAUAUUCAUUUUGUAAAUAUGUUUAUUGUUUUUAGUGUGCUAGUGUUUUUAGAAUAUUUUAUGAUGUUAUUAAUAAACCUGCAUAAAAUGCUUUGUCAAAAUAAGUUCUAUUCAUUA
Messenger RNA from Xyrauchen texanus (razorback sucker), 2915 nucleotides. It is a transcript of the gene mcm6, whose product is annotated as minichromosome maintenance complex component 6. The transcript is spliced from 16 exons. Gene Ontology annotation, cellular component: MCM complex; nucleus. Gene Ontology annotation, molecular function: ATP binding; single-stranded DNA binding; single-stranded 3'-5' DNA helicase activity. Lineage: Eukaryota; Metazoa; Chordata; Actinopteri; Cypriniformes; Catostomidae. The record is from RefSeq and is a predicted model, not a curated record. Gene Ontology annotation, biological process: mitotic DNA replication; DNA replication initiation; double-strand break repair via break-induced replication. Bases 48 to 2540 code for a protein of 830 amino acids.